GAAUGGAGGAGGAGAACGGGAAAGUUUUUUGUUUCGCACGUCAUUUUGAUAGAUUUUUAGUGAAAUUUUCAUAUGACAUGACUUUGUAGUGUUAACGAUGGCCUCAACAUCUAGUUGUGACCCGAAAGUGUUGAUGGCAAAAGGGAAAAGGGCCACCGCUACUUACCUUCACGCCGAUUGCUCGAACGAAAGAAAUCCACAGCACCUGAAUGAAGUCCUGGAUAAUCUGCUGAAUCCCCAAAAGAGUAUCGACGAAUGGGAUACGAUAGAUUGGUGUAAAUGGCUUAUGGCAGGGGGCAGGACCCCGGACGAAUUCGCUAGCACAGUUCGAGCCUACGAUAACGCGACAACGUGUGGUCUAGUAUGGACGCCGAAUUUCGUGGCGUACAGAUGUCGCACGUGCGGCAUAUCGCCGUGCAUGUCGCUGUGCACGGACUGUUUCAAGAGAGGCAACCACGCCAGGCAUGAUUUCAACAUGUUUCUCAGCCAGGCCGGCGGCGCUUGCGAUUGCGGCGACGCCUCCGUAAUGAAGGAGACAGGUUUCUGCGAACGCCACGGUUCAAAUCAACGCUCCAACAUCCCCGCCGCCCCCACCGAUCUGAUGUGCGUCGCCGAAGCCAUGAUGCCGCGAAUCAUCCAGAGGUUGAUACAACAUUUGCGAGAGAACAGCAGAAUAGGCACCGUAGAAAAUUACAAGGGCGCCAUCCAAGACGCCGACGAAUUCAUCACCAUGUUGUUGGACUUCAAUAACAUGGGCGGAUUGAUGAGGAAAGUUAUAACGUCGGCACUGACGAAUCCGCAAAAAUACCGUGUGUUGAACGAAGUACCCGAAAACCCAUCGACGGACUACCAACAUUACCAAGUGGAAUCGCGUCGGCGAUACGAAGAAGCCCUGCAAUCUUUACCCAAUCCGGAACCGAUAGAGGACUACAAGGAUUGCUUGUCGUUGCAAGAGAGUUUGGUGCACAAGACGUUUUUGGAGGAAUUGGUGUUUUGGACAGUUAAAUUUGAGUUUCCGCAAAAGAUCGUUUGUCUGCUGUUACACAUGUUGCCCGAUCCGGAUUACAAAGAGGCUCUCACCAGAGCCGUAGUGCUGCACUACAGCCGGAUUUCCAUGAUGCUGGAACGCUCUAGCGAUCCAGAUACGUUGAGCAACAGAGUGGUCCACGUCAGCGUCCAGCUGUUUUCCAACCAAACGCUCGCUUUGAAAAUGACGGAACAAUUAUGUCUGUUACAUGUCAUGGUAGUCAGUCUCAAGUACAUGAUGAGCAAGAUUCUGAUAAGAAACACUUUGCACGAUAUUAAAGAAAAUUUCCAUUACGUCGUGGAUUGCGCGAUGCCCGUCAUGAAGGAUCACUGCUACUGGCCGUUGGUGUCCGAUUUGAAGAACGUGCUGUCCCACAGGCCGGUAGCUUUCAAAUUUAUGGCCGACGACGGACUUCUCGAGAUGUGGUUUGCUUUCCUCGCCAUGUUCCAAGGCAUGAACGUCAACCAGCGAGAACUCAACCAACACAUUGAAUUCGAACCGAACACCUACUACGCCGCUUUCAGCGCCGAACUAGAAGCCAGCGCUUACCCCAUGUGGGCUCUCAUUUCUCAUCUAACGGACGCUUCUACGGCUCAUUUAACUAAAAGGGUCCUGGACGCGUGCCUCGGCGAGCUCAGGGAUUGGUUUCAGGCCACCGCGUACUUAAGCACAAUGGUGACUGACAAACUUCAAGUAUCUUUUCAUCUACCGCUGCAUCGUUAUUUGGCUGUGUUUCUAAGCCAAGCCGUGGCUGUACAAGGUGUGACGGUGAACGAAGUUUUGGGAUACUACGAUUUCAUGUUGGACUUGUUGAUGAUGCAUCCUUUACGCGUGCAGGUAGCCUUUUACGAAAUUUUAAACGGUUUAUGGUUGAGGAACGGUUUGCAAAUCAAAGGGCAAGCCAUGACGUACAUCCAAUGUAACUUUUGCAAUUCCAUGGUGGACGCCGAUCUAUAUUUACUGCAGGUUUGUUGUACGCGAUUGCGGCCCGAAAAAUUUCUCAAAAUCGUUAUAGAAAAAUUUCACAUUAAAGAAUGGAUGAGCUUAAAGAAUUUUGAUGGAAUUUUCAUCAAUUUGGAUCGGGAACUCGACACUCCGAUGUUGGAGAGUUUCCUCACGUUUUUGGCGACUCUCGUCAGCGUCAGAACGAAUUUAGGUCUAUCGGAAACGGCUCUGAAUCGGCUGGAAAUGGUCACGCUGCUGUGUAUGGGCGACAAAACUCAUUCGCAGCUGAUGGAAUUGAUGCCGGAACGGUGCGGCAUGUCGGAGUCGCGCGAUUUCGAAUCUCUUUUGGCUGAAGUCGCGUUUUACAGGGCGCCCGCUCUCGAGGCCAGCGGGAACAUGCAGCAGGGCAUGUACGUGCCCAAACCCGAAAUAUGGGAGAAACAGUACGAUCCCAUUCACGUGCUGCUUAGAGCCGUUCAUCGGAGGGAUUUCCAGACUUCUAUGGAUCGAUACACUGAAUACGCUAGACACGCGAACAAGCUCAAGCCCGGCUGCAGCCUUUGGCCGCCUUUCAGGACUCCUUCCGACGUUUCGGAGGCCUACGAAGACCCCCGUCAGAUCUUGAAAUCUCGCGUAUUCCACGCGUCCGCUUUGAUAAUUCUAUUUAAAGCCGCCAGGGGUUACGUGUCCGAACACGUGAUGGCGCUGGUGGUGUUUUUGCUCGAACAAGCCGUACUGAUAGCCGCCAAGGAUGAUAAUAAAGAGGAUUCGAAGAUGUGUUCCACGGCUCCACCGACUCAACAUUCGUUGCUUAAUUCGGACUUUUGCAGCUGGUACGCUGGCGAUUCCGUGUUUGAGAACCUUAGGACAGUGAUAGGACAAGUUUCGAUACAGGCCGUUGAGUUAGCUUGUUCUCCCAUAACUUAUAGCUCGGACAGCGACAUCGAGUGGGACAGCACCGAAAUAGACGUCGCUGAUUUGGGGGAAAUGGGCAACGCGAGCGACAACGAUCCUAUGUUGAUGUUAGGCGAAGCAUCUUCGAGUACUUGGAACGGCGACGCUCAGCAACAAUCCGACAGCCGCGAAGUGGUAAUUUACAGUGGCAGUAAUAGGACGGUUCCGUGGACAGACGAUCCCGAGUCUCCCAUCGUGGACACUCCCCCUGGGGGAUAUGGAAGUAAUUUAGCGCUACCCCCGCCGCCCGCUACCGUGCCCAUGGAAGUGGAUAGGAUAAUGAGUCUGGCGUUGACGGGUCCCGUUGCUUCGGUUACGGAAAUCGCAACGCCCAGUCCGACUGAAACCCCGCCCGCGUUACCUUCUUCAGCCGUCAGGCUGGCUCUGAUAGCCGGCAGCGAAGUUGGCAGGGCGGUUAGAAGAAGCAAAGCGACGUCUUCGUCGAACUCUAAUAGAGAAUUAGUUCCUACGACUUCGCAGGGUUCCCAAGGGUCCCGGAAGCCACGUACCAGUACUCCUUUACGGGACGUAAAAGUGAAUGAAAGCCUAAUAUCUCUGUUGUUGAGAUUGCACUCUCAACUUUCCGGUGUACCUGAUAGUUAUAAUCCCGAGGACGAGGAAGAAAGUUCGUCGACCUCAAUCGAUGCCGAAGAAUCGUCAAUCGGCGACGGCAUAUUCUACAUCGCUAGAUUGCUAAGGAGAAUCGCCUCCUUAGACGAAAGCUGUAAGAGUUACAUUCAGGAGGCCAGAUUGAAGCUCUGGCCGUCGAAAGAAGAACGAGAGGAAGCCAAGAAGCAGCGCGAGAGUCGCGAGCGCGAAGAGCGCCGACGUAGAGCCAAAGAGCGUCAACAGAAAUUAAUGCAGGAGUUCGCCAACAAACAGAAGCAGUUCAUGGAGAAAGCGAUGGAAUGCGACGAGACGGGUACUGAAGACGAUGAAGGUGAUGAAGUAGAAAAAGUGGCUAAGCAGCAGGAGUACGAUUGUGUUAUUUGUAACCAGAGCUCGCCAAGUACCGAGGAACAGCCGAUGGGGUUGGUCGUGUUGAUACAGGCGACGAGCAUCAUCGGACACAUGCGCAGACACGAUCAGCCCGAACGGACGGUGUUGCCGACGUGCGAAGAGGAAAGCGAGAUGUUAAGAAAGGACGAUACUCUGGCCGCCGAAUACGACAGACGAAUCGACGAGCUGGACAGGCACUUCGAUCCCGAAUCAUGGUUCCUAUCGGGCAAUAGUGGCUGGCAUGGAGGCGCGCACGUUCAAACGUGUGGUCACCACCUCCAUUUAGAUUGUCUAAAUUCCUAUUUAUCGUCAUUGAGGACGCAACAAAGGCAAAUGACUCUGUCUCCCGAAAAGGGCGAAUACUUGUGUCCCCUAUGUCGACAAUUAGCAAAUUCGUUUUUACCGCUGUCGUCGCAAUUGGGCGACAAAACGCAAAUGGUUCGAUCCAGGCCCAGUGAAUGUAUGUCGCACGUUGUAGAAGAACUUAGUAAUUUAUUACGAGAAAACGAUAAAAAACCAAAUACGCUGAAAAUGGCCGAAGCCAUCGGUAAAGUGAUGGAAGACAUGUCGAACAAUACCCGGCUGAAGCCUAGGUUUAAAUCGAAGAACGAGAAACCGAUCAUCCUUCAGAGUUUGCUUUCAAUUGUCACUUCGAUAGCUAGGACGAAUUUGGAGGUGGAGCUCAUUCAAAGAGGCGGUUCCUUAAUUCAAUAUCCGACUAGUUCGAAUUUGUUGCCGAAAAGAGAUUGUAUAGUUCCACUUCUGCACGUGUUGGCGGUUCACGCGCGAGUCGCCCGCAUAUUGGCGAUGUGGCCAGCUUGGAUGAGCUUCCAGCAAUUGUGCGGAAUACCACCGAAGACGCCUGUAAUGACUUUGGAGCCGGUGGUUCGAGAAGUGCCUCUUCUACUAAGAGAUCCCAUAGCUUUGCUGUUGCAAUAUGUACUGCUACUCCCGUUACCUUUAGAUCAAACCUAUUUCACUACAACUAUUCAAGUGGUGUACAAUUUGCUGUAUUACCAAGUGGUGGCUCAAGUUUCCUGCGGCUUAACCAGUGCCGAAAGAGCGGCCGCAGCUUCGGGGGCCAAUCGGGAGCGCGUUAAUAAUCUCAUGGACGCUUUAGGUUUAAUCAACGAUUGCUUGGGACAGACGGAUUUGUACAUGGAAAAUGACGACACCUGCAGUUCUAGUGAUAAGAACGUCAAGGUCAAUAUGGUGGGAUUGGAGAUGCAGGUCCAAAAAUUGUGUUUACCCUUCCUUCGCAUGGCCGCGCUACUAAAACACCACCUGUACCAGCAACCUUUACCGGACAUCUUCGAACCGAACAACGAAUUCGUCAGACUGGUGUACUACCUCGAACUGGUCACCGAAUCGAUGGAUUGGGGCUGGUUCAAUGCGUCGGUGGCUCUGACGUGGCCGCGAGAGUUGGAAUUGGAGAUUCGAACGCCGAGAGGAUGGUGCGAACAGCUAGGCGUAUUCAUCGGCAAGAGCCAGCUGGCCGCCAAAGGUUUUUUGGCCGAGCAGCACGUGCUGUGGUACCCGCCGAGGUUGCUGCAGUUGCCCAGGGAGUACGAGCGGAUAUUUACGUACUAUCACGAGCGUCCGUGCCGCCAAUGCCAGUCGGUGGCUCAAGAGACGAGCAUCUGCUUGCUUUGCGGCACGAUCGUUUGCCUGAAGCAGAACUGUUGUAAACAUCAAAACGUAUGCGAAGCGGUCGCUCACGCGGCCGAAUGCGGAGCCGGUACCGGCAUUUUUCUAGUCGUCACUUCAACUUACAUAAUAGUCAUUAGGGGCCACAGGGCCUGCUUGUGGGGGUCGCUGUAUCUGGACGAUUUCGAGGAGGAGGAUAGAGAUUUGAAACGAGGUAAACCGUUGUACCUCAGUACGGCCAGGUACAAGCUGUUGGAGCAGCAGUGGCUGGCGCUUCGAUUCGACCACACCGAAAAGACGUGGGUACCACAUCGAAACGCUCUCUAAUGUGCUUUCCCACUAAAAAUUAAAAAAACAAACUCUAAUUUUAAUAAUGCCGGAAACUGUCUUCUUGCAAUUUAUUUUUUAAAUGACCUGUAAAUAUAUUUUUAGAAAUAUGUCGAUUUUAGUAUUUUUUUUUGUUUGUUUUUUGCUUGUUUGAAACGUUGAUUAUUGGUACUAGAUUUUAAUCGCAAAGGUUUGUUAAAUUAUCAGACUAUAACUAAUUUGGUGACAAACAAACUUGUCAGUUGGGAAAUGGUCAUGCUGCUAUAUACAGAGAGUCUAAAGAGGUGAUAUCAGGUGAAUAAGGAGGUUGGGAUUCCCCCAAUUAAAAUCUUUUAUAUUUAUUUUUUGUAAAUUUACAGUUCAUAAACAGUUUUUGCUUCGAAAAUAGUGACGAUUUUUUUUUGUCGAUCAGCUUUACCUGUCAAAUUUAACAUAUGAUGGCAGACCUUAAUGAUAAUACUGUAUGUUUGCUUUGCUUAAUUUCGUUUGCCUAUCAAUUUUUCAUCGAAUCCCUUGGAUUUGAUUCAGGUACUCCAUUGUAUCUUCAAAUAUGAGCUAAAAAUUCAGCUUAUCACAAAAAUGUUAUUCCAAAUUAGUUUUUCAAUGUAUUUAAAUUAUUUUUGUUGUCCAUAAUGUUGUCUGUCCCUUUGUACCAGUCAUCAAUAAUUUCAAAGAACUUGUGAGAAGACUCAUUCUGCAAAUGUACAUUAUUUAAUGAGCUGUGUUAAAAAAAUCACUCAAAGAUCGAUAUUUAGUAAACUAUUUAUUCUCCAACUUUUUGUUUUUGUGUCCAUAAGUGUAUAUUUUUUUAUCAUUUCGUUUCCUCGCUACCCAAGCUAAUAGUAAUGUCCGCUUUAUAACAAGAGAAAGAUUUUUACUUCGGUCCGGUCGUAUGAUGAACGGAGAUGUUGUGUACACAGAUUUAUUAUUUUUGGGUAUGUUGUAAGUGUAUUUUGUAGGACAAUGAACCCCUUUUUAUGCCCCCCAAUCGGUACACAUUUUAUGCAAUAGUUUUGUUCGUUUACUUGUAUAUAGUAAUAUUAAGUAUGUAUUUGCAAUAGAAUACUACUUCACUUAA
Molecule: messenger RNA, 6977 nt
Organism: Psylliodes chrysocephalus
Lineage: Eukaryota; Metazoa; Arthropoda; Insecta; Coleoptera; Chrysomelidae
Source: the annotation of a GenBank genome assembly